This is a messenger RNA of Podospora anserina S mat+, 8466 nucleotides long. RefSeq lists its product as uncharacterized. Gene Ontology annotation, molecular function: catalytic activity; phosphopantetheine binding. The record is from RefSeq and is a predicted model, not a curated record. The transcript is spliced from 3 exons. The coding region runs from base 1 to 8466 and encodes 2821 amino acids. NCBI's taxonomy places the organism in Eukaryota, Fungi, Ascomycota, Sordariomycetes, Sordariales, Podosporaceae.
AUGGCCUCCCCCCAGAGGUUUGCCCCUCCGCGCAUCGAUGCCUCGACUUCCUGGUUAAUGCUCGAAGACGAACCCCUCGAAGCGCGUUUGCUCAGCGUGGUUGCUCAGGUCUUGGGAAUCGACACGGCAACACUGCGGAUACAGGCCUCCUUCAGAGAGUUGGGAGGUGACGAACAGAGCGCCUCUGCGCUAAGACAGGCUUGCCUGGAUGCUGGGAUGGAUAUUGCUGUGGACGACAUUCUUCGAUGUUCGACCCUCGCCGAGUUACAGACAUGCAUAACGCCAUGCACCACGCCAGCGCGAAACAUCGACAAUGAACUCGACGAUGCCCCAUUUUUUGCCCUUCCUGACGUCGACAGCCACAACAAUAUUAUGGCGCAAGAUGAUGGCGGGGCUCAUUCGCGCAAGCCAAGCCAGGCGAGCCAGGCCAGUUCGGUGACAGUGGGGAAGCAGAGAACGGAACUCGAACAAGCGCUUGGGAUACAACCAGAGAUUGGGAGGAUGGCCACGGUAAGGCCAAAAGCUGGGUUGUUGGAGGGCAAGCUGGUGGCUCUUCUCACCCUCGCUUCCAUGCAGAAAGAGAAGACAGAUUCCUCGCCGAUCGACCUCAUUCCACAGUCACACGCCCUCUUUGCCGGUACCCAGGUUGCCAACUUACGGCAAGCAGCCGAGUCGACUCUGGAGCCCGACGCCGUGCCAGACUUGUGGAUUGUGUUGGACGGAAUGCCCAUGACAGACUCUGGCGACGUGGACGAGAGACGGUUGCGAACAUGGGCCCAGAACAUCAAUGAGGAUGUCCACCACCAGGCUCUCAGCUUGGAGCUUCAAGAAACAUUGCAAGCCCCAGAAUCGGGCAUGGAAAAGACACUGCAGAGGCUGGUCAGCAAAAUACUGGAUGUCCCACAGAGUCAGAUUGGCGUCAAUUUCUCCUUCUCGCAAUUGGGCGGGGAUGAGAUGACAGCUAUGGAACUCGCUGCUCGAUGCAAACAUGAGUCCAUAUAUAUCCACGCUUCCGAAGCCCUCGGAUCAACAACACUGUCCGAGUUGGCAGCCAUUGCAGCAACCCGGGGCGGGCUGGCUCACAAAUGGGAUGAGGAGACAUCGGACGUUUUUGAUCUAUCACCAAUGCAGCACUUGUACUUCCAGACCUCGAUGGGCGGUGAUCUCAAGCGGAGAGUUGGCAUUGAAGGGAGCUACCGCUACAACCAGAGCUUCCUCUUGCGGUUCAAGAAACACUUCAACUUUGUCGAUAUCUCCGCCGCGGUCGAGGCAAUCGUUGGGCACCACCCCAUGCUCCGCGCGCGCUUCGGCCGGGGAUUGCAUGGGUGGGUGCAAAGGGCGCUGCCCGAGGUGCCGGGCUCAUACACGAUAUCUCAAAACACCAUCCGAUCCGAGAAGGAAGCCGAGGAAAUUAUCGCCAAGACGCAAAUAUCCAUCAACGUCGAGACAGGACCGGUGUUUGCAGUUGACUGCUUCACAACCCAGGAUGAGCAGCAGUGGAUUUACUUGGCCGCCCACCACCUUGCGGUCGAUGUUCCAUCCUGGCGCACCAUUAUCCAUGAUUUGGACGAGCUCCUCGUGAACGGUAGUCUGCUGUCACAAAGGUCAAUGCCAUUCCACAAGUGGGUUGACAUGCAGAAAGCUGACGCCAGUGGCCCGGACCCAAGGGAGCUGCUCCCCUUCCCAGUCCAACCCGGCGAUUAUGCCUAUUGGGGCCUCCAAGAUGCCGCCAACACAUAUGGCGAUGCUGUCGAGGUCGGCUUCUCGCUUAGCCACGAACUUACCUCGAUACUCCAAACGUCAUGCAACCAAGUAUUCCAGACAGAUUCCGUUGACAUUUACCUUGCCGCCCUCAUGCUGUCUUUCGCCCAGACCUUCCACGACCGAUCUGUGCCAGCCAUUUGGAACCAAGAGCACGGGAGAGACCCCCUAAACCCUGAUGUCGAUAUCUCCGAGACAGUGGGGUGGGUCAGUUCCCUUUGCCCCAUUGGCCAAAAGGUCGAGAGCGGGGACGACUUCAUCACGGUUCUUCGCCACCUGAAAGAUACAAGAAGAAAUAUUCCAGGACGAGGGGUACAGUACUUUGGGUCGCGCUUCUACCACUACAACAAGGCCGAUAUCGUCGCUAACGACUGGCCAUUUGAGAUCAUAUUUCGUUACGCCGGUUCUAUGCAGCAUCUGGAAAGGGAUGAUGGCGUCCUAGAGCAACUUCCGAUUCCCGGCCGGUCACUGGGCUCAAGAACCUCCGAUAUUGGAGCCGACGUGGGCCGCAUUGCAAUUUUUGAGGUUGACGCUGUGGUCGAUCAAGGGAUGGCGAGGGUGAAAUUUCUCUACAGCAAACAUUCCACAGACCAGACUCGGAUAUCACAGUGGAUACACAACUACGAGCAUCUGUUGCUGGAGGCUAUUGGACGACUCAGGUACCACCCGCAGGAACUGACCUUGACCGACGUGCCGCAUCUAGAUGUUACAUAUGAGGGCUUGCAAACGUUUAACAAGGAACGGCUCUUGACACUCAACCUUCCCAGCGUCCGCGAUGUCGAGACCAUUUACCCAGUCACCGCUGUCCAGCAGAGCAUCCUGAUCAGCCAGGCCUUGAGACCCGAUACGUGCUAUGUUCAUGCAAUUUACGAGUUUGCGUCCCCUAAUGGUGACCCCAUCGAUAUUUCGAGGAUAUGCACAGCCUGGCAACAAGUCACCAUGAGACAUGCGGCACUGAGGACCGUGUUUACCGAGAGCGUCAGCGAAACAGGCCUCUGGGACAAGGUGAUACUGCGCCGAGCGUCUCCUGAAAUGUUAUUCAUCGACACAGCGCCCGCUGAAGAUCCAGUGUACGAGCUCAGCAACCUCCCUAACCUCCGACCUUCAGAUAGCAAACCUCUCCACAGGCUGACAGUCUGCAAGGCGCCCACAAGGACUUUGGUGAAGCUGGAUAUCAGCACUGCUCUUUGUGAUUCCAUCAGCAUUCACCUUCUGCUUCAUGACUUGCGACGAGUGUACGCCACCGAGAGGGCCAUCAUGGAACCAGAGCAGUUUCAAUAUCCCGAUUACCUUUUUUUCCUCAAAAAUGUCCGGCAAGAAAGCAGUCUCAAAUACUGGCGUGAGAAACUGACUGGGGUCACCCCCUGCAUGUUUCCGCGGCUCACUGUUCUUCCUGAAGAGCAGAAGUUUGUUAACGCUGGUCUGGAGCUUGACAUCACUUCGUACGAGUUGGCCAACUUCACUCGGACUCACAAGAUUUCUGCCGCUGCAGUACUUCGUCUCGCUUGGGGACUGCUCCUACGGUGCUUUACAGGCUCCAAUCAAGUUUGCUUUGGCUUCCAAACAGCUGGGCGUGACGAGGCAAAUGUUGGAAUGAGACACGCAGUGGGGUCCUUCGCGAACACAGUUGCCUGCACCUUCGAACUUUUAACAUAUGGCCCGGUGAUUCACGCCCUUCAAAAGGUUGAGGAGGAGCUCCAGGCGACCCUGCUUCAUCAGAAUUUCACCAUGGCUGAGUUGCAACAUGCCAUGGGCGCCAAGGGUGGUGAGCGUUUAUAUAACUCUUGUUUAACUUUCACAGAAGAACCGGCUGGGUUGAACAGCAAGUUUACGACAAGAACGAGCUUCGAGUUGAAACCGAUAACACUGCAGCAGACAUUCGACACAGAUGUCGUCGUAAAUACACGAUUCACUGGCGGAAAGCUGUUUGUCGAUAUUGGUCAACGAAUCAUGUCACCAGAGCAGUCGAUCAACGUUGCCAGCACCUUUGGCAAGGCCAUCCGGGCUAUUUUGGCAACACCCAACAGCUCAAUCGGCCUCGUUGACCUCUUCACCGACAGAGACCUCGCCCAAAUCCUGGCUUGGGAUGCCGAAUCUCCCCAGUUAACCGAGACACUCACUGACACGGUUGUGCAUGAGUUGAUCUCGAGGCAGGCGGAGAUGCAGCCCUCAUCGCAGGCCAUAUGUUCCUGGGAUGGCUCAUACACAUAUCUGCAACUGGAGGAAGAGGCGACCAAGCUCGCUCAUCACUUGGUGGAUGCAGGGGUUGGGCCUCAUUCCGUGGUUCCUGUGGUGAUGGACAAAUGCAAGCUUGCUCCUGUCGCUAUGCUGGCCGUCCUCAAGGCCGGUGCUGCAUUCGUUCCCGUGGAUUCGCUCGAGCUUGGUAUCAUCCAGCCGAUUUUUGAACGGCUCACCAACUCGAGGGUUGCUGUUUCGUCUGAACUUGCGGCCCCUGUUCUCAGCAACCUUUUUGAUCAAGUAGUUGUCGUUACCUCUGAGCUCAUGGGGGCAAUUCCAGAUAACCUAGGAUCGCUGACCUCGAUGGCCGCCCCGACAGACGCUGCCUGUGUCCUUUUCGUUCCUACAUCAACCAGCGAGGCCCGGGGGGUCACCUUCAGCCACUCUGCCCUGGCUACCGCUUUGGUUGGCCAAGGCCCUGCUGCUCGAAUCACACCACUCAGUCGCGUCAUGCAGCUAUCGUCCUUCAAUGUCGACAUUUGUAUUACCGAGAUUUUCACAACGCUGGUCUAUGGCGCUUGUGUUUGCAUACCAUCGGCUGCUGAGAAGCUACAGGAUUUUGGUGCGGCCGUCAACCGCAUGCAGGUCAACUGGAGUUACAUGACGCCUCUGCUGUCGAGGAAACUGGAUCCGACCCUUCUGCCUUCUCUCAAAGUUGUUUGUUUCCGGACACGAAGCCUCGACGAUGACACGUACAACAUUUGGCAUGGGAAGGUCAACGUCGUGCUGGCCUAUGGGCCACAGGACUGUUGUCCUCUCGGGAUUGCCUUCCUCGAAGCCAUGGGAACACAUCAUCUACGCAGCAUCGGGCGACCUUUCAGCGGAAACCUCCUCAUUGUUAACCCAGAAGACCACAAGAAGCGUGUUCCGGUUGGUGCUGUUGGAGAGCUUGUUGUGGAGGGACCAACGCUGGGCUUCUCCUACCCAAACAGGGAAUCCACUGUGAGCCCGAUGUCGCCCCUCGGAACUACCGGAGGCAAGGCCCGCUACUUCAAGACUGGUCACCGCGCCAGAUACACCGAGGGUGGUCUUAUGGAGUUUAUCUCUAGUCAGAGGGAGGAUAUUGACCUUGACGGCAAAACGAUCAACGUUACAGAGAUCGAGCAGUAUCUUCGACGUUGCCUGGGUCGCGGCAUGGACGUUAUCGUGGAUAUUGUGGCAUUCCGAGGACCGAAAUCCGACACCAUUUUAGCUGCAUUUGUGGAGUUUGGUGAUCGCAUUGAGGUGGAUGAAAGCCUUAGCUCGCUGAGCCCUGCCACCCAGGAGCAGUUGACUACGGUGAAGCAGCUGGUUCAGGCUGGACUGGAGAACCGACCGCCCCCAUGCAUGCUGCCCUCGGUCUUCAUACCCGUCAAGCAUCUCCCGGUCACGCCGUCUCUCAAGGUCAACCGACGACGUCUACAGAAAAUGAUCACUGGGAUGACCAAAGAGGAACUGUUCAGCAUUUGCGCCUUCUCUACCGAAGCGAGACUGGCCAUGCUGAAGCCACUGCCACCGACAGAAAGUGAGGAGAAAAUGAGAUUGUUGUGGGCAAGGGUUUUGGGCAUGGAAGAUUCCAAGAUCACGGCUUUGGAUACCUUCUUUGGACUUGGAGGCGAUGUGAUCAUGGCUGGGCAACUAGUAGCCGCUUGCCGCCGCGAGGGCAUUUCACUUUCGAUCGCCAAAGUACUUCAAAAUGCCACCUUGGCUGAACUCAGCAAGACCGUUGCGGAGACUGCAAGUCCUCAGAGCCUACCCGUUCCGCAAGCACCCACCUCUCCGCCACCACCGGUUCCCACAGCAUCAAAUUCGCCUGCGCCACCACCAACCCCCAGCCAAACCCCGGUUCCCAACCCUUCACCAACUGCCCAAUCAUCGAACGCUAUCAAGGAAGUCUUCAUUGAGAAGGUUAUUGCGCCCAAGAUUGGAGUGGACCCAAGCUCGAUUGCCGAUGCAGCCGAAGCCUCGUCUGUUCAGAUCAGGUACAUUGAGACGGGUAUGCUGCGUGGACGAUCCAACAUCAAUUACUUGACGUUCAACUUCAUCGGCGCGGUGGACUCCAAGAAGUUGGAAACAGCCUGCAAAACCUUGAUCAGCAUUCAUCCAAUUCUACGCACUGUAUUUGUCCCAUAUAAUCGUCGAGUGUACCAGGCUGUUCUCAAGAAUCCCGACAUCGAGUUCCGUCGUCAUUACUGCCCGACCUGGAGGCUUGCCACCAUGUUGGAGAAGAUUGUCAAAAAGGACCAGUCCUCUGGCACCAAGUUUGAAACACCAAUGACAAAAUUCAUGUUUUUGGACGGGAGCAAGCAGUCGGUUCUAAUUCUGAGGCUCACCAAGGCUCAAUAUGAUGACUUGUCCGUGGCCUUGUUGGUCAAGGACCUCAAGCGACUUUACGAUGGAUCUCAACCGGCACCCAAAAGGCCAAGUUAUUGCGAUUUCCUGCGGACUGCCCAGCUCUCCAUGGCCCAAGGCCCGGGUGCGGAGGAGUACUGGCGAGCGUUACUAGAGGGCGCUGUGAUGACACAGGUUGUUGCCCAUUCUCAGCCCUACCAGAUGUCUACCCACGUCAAGACAAUUCGAAACCCCAUGCUGUCUCUGGGACCCCUUUCAAGUCUCGGUAUCUCAUUCGAGACAGUCCUCAAGGCAGCUUGGGGUAUGACGCUUGCCAAGCUCUCGGCAACGUCCGAUGUCGUUUUUGGAGAACUGAUCGAUGGGCGACAUGUGCGGCUACCUGGGAAUGUAUCUGUUGCUGGUGUGAUGGGCCCCACCGUCAAUACGAUCCCCAUUCGUAUUCAGUUUCCCGACGCCUCAUUGACGCCCAUGAGUUUGCUUCAAUACGUCCAAGCCCAGCACGGUGCCGGCGUGCCAUUUGAGAACCUCGGGACUCUUUUUCUGAUCGAAAAGUGCACACCAUGGCCAUACUGGACACGUUUCAGCACGGUUGUUCGACAUCAGUAUGAGGAUACCGCCAUCCUGCCCAAUGAGCCCAAGUCAUUUCAUCUUGGUGCAGCGUCAUGCAAAUUCACCAUCAACGAGUCCAGAGCCCAGGACAUUCCAGAUCUCUUUGUGAGAUCCGUGGUUCGACCCCCUGGCCGAGUUGAAAUAUCCAUUUCGUACUGCUCUGAGCGGAUCCCGGAAGCGUUUGCCGACCACGCUCUCCGCAUGCUGGCAACCAACAUCACCAUGCUCACCAAUGCCAACCUCACGCAAGAGCUGAUACCACAGGGGUAUCAGUACCGCAAUAUGAUGAGGCGAAUUCCCCUGACACCGAGCGAGUCAGCUUCUAGCCAGAGCUCGGAAGCCGACAGCUUGAAUCUGAUCAACUCCCUCAGCCAAGAACAGAUCACGCUCAUUAGGACGGCGGUUUCCAAUACAUGGUCGACGAUUUUGAAUCCUCUUGCGCUCGGAGUGCCGGAGGAUCAGGUACACAAUGCCUCAUUUUACGAUCUCUGGGGCAGUCUGAUCCCGGCGUCGCAAAUGAUGCAGCAGUUGAACCGGGAGCUUCCCAAAGCCAACAUCCCAGGCGCCGAUGCCAAUCUCAAGGUCACGAUGGAAGAGAUUAUUGAGAACGCCACCAUGCUCAAGCAGUUUGAAGUCAUCGCGUCCAAGGUGAAGCCGCUAGGAAAUAAAGAUGCAGCAAGGAAGGAGAAGUCAAGGGAGACCACCCGGGUGGGCACCGAUACCCCCAAACUCUCGGGUUUGCAACAGAAGCGAAAGCCAAGCAUGAACAACUUGGCCGCCCCAGCGAGCUCGAGCUCCCUUGGAUCACGCAUCCGCCGUCUGGCGAGCACCGUGGGCCGUACUAACUCGCCGCCCAUUGCCAGACCACAGACGGCAACCUCUCCCCCACCGGUUACGCCAACAACCCCAGUUGCCAUCGGAUUGGCAUCUGCCAUGGUGGCGGACAUGUCACCGCUUGCGCCCAAGCUCGUCGGGAGUCUGUCUCCAAGCAUGGCAAGCACACCUACCAUGCGCAAUGGCGCCAGCAGCGCGGCUGGUGUACCAAAUUCUGCGCCCCAGCUGCCAAGCCUGCCGCUAUUUGAAUCCAUCGCCGAAGAAUCAGAAGCUGCCAGCGACAACACGCUCAAGCCAGCCGCAUGGAGGAAAGCGAGUCCACUGCUCCCAGGCAGUUCAGCCGACAGCAUGACGACGGGGAGUUCAGCCAGCAGCCACCACAGCGGUGAAGGGCUGGGGCUGAUGGCUAGGAUUGACGAGCACGACACGGAGGAGGACACCAUUGUUGCCACAAAUAACCAAAUCCGCACUGGAGCCAAUACACCUAUGAUCACAGAGGAGAUUAUUGCUGGUGAAGCCGAGGAUGUGGCCAGCCCGCUUGCAGCGCCGCCUACUACGACGCCCAAGACGGGGAGCACCAGGUAUUUUUCUACGACAUCAAGUGGGCAGGCUGAAUCAACAGCGGGCGUGAGGGAAGCAAAAGAAAGGAGUAAAUUGUGGGGGAAGACGGGGAUGUCACCUGUUGUUGGGUAG